AUGAAAGAUGACACUCCUAUUCGACACAUAGCCUGGACACGUCGGUCUACAGACUCUCUGAGCCCGUUUGGGCACAUCAGAAUUCAUGUUCCUGAGGCGAGGGCACACAAAGUGCCAUCCCGGAUGCAGCUUUUUGGACAAGCAACAAGCGUCCAACGAGUUCCGAACAAGCAGCUAUUGCGCACCUGA
Blumeria graminis f. sp. triticale is the source of this 189-nucleotide messenger RNA. The record is from the annotation of a GenBank genome assembly. NCBI's taxonomy places the organism in Eukaryota, Fungi, Ascomycota, Leotiomycetes, Helotiales, Erysiphaceae.